AUGGCUUUGACAAAUUUUACGCUCACGGGCGUCGGCGCAGCGACGCCGGCAUUCGUAUCCACCACCACAUCAUCACCCCUGCGAGUCGGACUCGACGACUUAUUAUAUUCACCUGAUGAAUACCAACAAGACGUCCCAGCACAACCAUCAGAAAAUGAACCAUUCAUUCCACCAAAUCAGCGUCGGCCAAAAGUCAGAAAACGUGCCGGCACUGCCUACCUACCACCAGCCAAUCAGUAUAUGCACUACCAGAAUGAGGCUCAACAAAAUCCUUAUGCAGCACCCCUGCAUACCCAGGUUUAUCCACAAAAUUCAAGACUAAACGUGCAGAUAGAAAAUCAGCGCGUAAAAGAAGUGAAUUCACCGUAUGAUGUAUCAGGGCAAUAUGAUAAUACAGGACAGUAUGUCCAUGAUCCUACGGGUGACUACGAUUAUGAACAGAAAAGAAUGAAUCAGCACCCGUCUGGGCAGCCGUACAACCCUGGGUAUGCGGAUGCGCCAUAUCCACCGGCAAUGAAGCCUAACCCCACAUCUAGUCGGAGGUUCGAUGAAAAUUCGAAUCAAAAUAUGAAUCAAAAUGUGAAUAACUUCAAUUUUAACAGGCCGCUUAGUAGUACGCCUGCUCCAACUAGGCCGCCCAGUAAUCAGGGUAGCAAGACUGGUGGUAGUGAGACUGGACAAAAUCCUCCGGAGAGACCGCGAGGGUUUACUAAAGUAGAAACUGGUGGUUCAGGUGGCAAGACACAGCUACAUGCAGUUCUUGAUUAUGAUGACGAGGAUUACUAUGACGAUCCUGAUCCAGAUUCGGGUCAACCUUCAGUAACGCCUCUUCAGGGUCCAAUCCUCCUCCGCAACGGGUCUGUUCCAGUGGUGCCUCUGACGUCAUAUCGGACAAUCAACAAUGGUUCCUUCUACCAAAUACCUAUACUAUGGACUGCGCUGUCGUUAGCGUUGGGCUACGAGCUCCAAGGUCAGAUCAUCCGAGGAGUUCCGUGCGUGAAGCGAAACUUCCAGUUGUAUUGUCCAACAGCUGGUAACACCUAUCCAUUAGAUAAAAUCGAGAACUUCAUAGACGAGAACAAAGCUUUAAUAAAGCGGAUGUACGGUUCGUUUACGACACCGGCUGGAAACCGGGUGAGACGGGCGCCUGGCGUGCCUGAUAUGCAUGAUGCUACUGGUGAUUCCUACUUCAGACAUGCUCGACAAGCUACCAAUACACGACUACCUGAUGCGCAAUCCGUCAAUAACACUGGCAGAGUGGACGCCUGCGAGAGCAAGACAGAGAUAAUGACGCCAUAUUGGGCGUUAAACUCUGCGAGAAAGUUGCGUGCAAUUGUCAACACUAUGCAUUUUGAACAAGCGAUACAUCAGGAAACGUGCAGUAAAACAACAACAGCAAGAUGUACACGUGACUGCGGAUGUGAGCAAAAGUACAAAUGGCACAGACUCCUCGCGUACGAUCCAAACGACGAUUGUGCAGGCAUAUUCAUGGAUUGGUUCUUAUUCCCUUCUUGCUGUGUGUGCAGAUGUAAUCCUUGA
Messenger RNA from Spodoptera littoralis (African cotton leafworm), 1539 nucleotides. NCBI's taxonomy places the organism in Eukaryota, Metazoa, Arthropoda, Insecta, Lepidoptera, Noctuidae. The record is from the annotation of a GenBank genome assembly.